This is a messenger RNA of Camelina sativa (false flax), 1834 nucleotides long. The record is from RefSeq and is a predicted model, not a curated record. NCBI's taxonomy places the organism in Eukaryota, Viridiplantae, Streptophyta, Magnoliopsida, Brassicales, Brassicaceae.
AGAUCCGCCCUCCACAAAUAAUGCACGUAAUCCAUCUGGUGAUGGUAUACAGAAAUAUAACUACAUGUUAUCUUUUUAUUUAUUUAUAUCUCCCAAGAUAUACAUCUACAACCGCAUAGAAAUAGAACGCGAAGUGAUAAUUUCUAAAAAAAAAUCUAAGCUCAAAUUAAAGAUGUUGUUGAGAACGAUGGCGGCUGCUUCCCCACGGCCACCACCGUCAACAUCCCUAACAUCACAGCAACCGUCAGCAUCGUCCCCGUCGCAGCUUCCCCUCCGUACAAUACCGGGAUCGUACGGUUGGCCGUUGGUUGGACCAUUAUCGGACCGUUUAGAUUACUUCUGGUUCCAAGGGCCCGAUAAGUUUUUCCGGACAAGGGCAGAGAAGUACAAGAGCACAGUGUUCCGUACAAACAUUCCUCCGACGUUUCCUUUCUUCGGCAACGUUAACCCUAACAUCGUUGCCGUCCUCGACGUCAAGUCUUUUAGCCAUCUCUUUGAUAUGGAUCUAGUUGAUAAAAGAGAUGUUCUCAUCGGAGACUUCCGGCCUAGCCUCGAUUUCUACGGUGGCCUUCGAGUUGGAGUUUAUCUCGACACCACCGAGCCAAAGCACGCCAAGUUAAAAAAUUUCGCGAUGGAAACACUAAAACGAAGCUCAAAGGUAUGGUUACGAGAGCUUCGUUCAAACCUAAACAUUUUCUGGGGAACAAUCGAAUCAGAGAUAUCCAAAAACGGCGCCGCUUCAUAUGUCUUUCCACUUCAACGUUGCAUCUUCGGUUUCCUCUGCGCCUCCCUCGCCGGCGUCGACGUUUCCGUUUCGCCGGACAUAGCUGAGAGCGGUUGGAAAACACUCAACACUUGGCUUGCGUUGCAAGUCAUCCCCACUACUAAACUCGGCGUUCUUCCUCAGCCGCUCGAGGAGAUUCUUCUCCAUACUUGGGCUUACCCUUCUCAAAUAGUCGCCGGAAACUACAAGAAACUCUAUGAUUUCAUCGACGAGAACGCCGGAGAUUGUAUCCGGUGCGGUCAAGAAGACUUCGGGUUGACCCGAGAGGAGGCUAUUCAUAAUCUUUUAUUCGUGAUGGGGUUUAACGCUUACGGGGGCUUUUCUGUCUUUUUACCUUCUUUGAUCGGGAGGAUCACCGGCGACUCCGGUUUACAGGAGAGGAUUAGAUCCGAAGUCAGGAGAGUUUGCGGAUCCGGGUCGGAUCUUGAUUACAAGACGGUUAACGAAAUGGAGCUGGUUAAAUCCGUGGUCUACGAGACGCUGCGUUUUAGUCCUCCGGUUCCGUUGCAGUUCGCACGUGCGAGGAAAGAUUUUCAGAUAAGCUCACACGAUUCGGUUUUUGAGGUUAAGAAAGGUGAGCUUCUCUGUGGCUAUCAGCCAAUGGUGAUGAGAGACGGUAAUGUUUUUGACGAACCGGAUGAAUUUAAACCGGACCGGUAUAUUGGUCAGACCGGGUCUGAGUUGCUUGAUUAUCUUUACUGGUCUAACGGUCCACAAACCGGUACGCCUAGCGCCGCGAAUAAACAGUGUGCAGCUAAGGACAUGGUCACUCUCACGGCCAGCUUGAUCGUUGCCGAUUUAUUUCUCCGGUACGAUUCGAUUACCGGUGAUUCCGGUUCAAUUAAAUCUGUUGUGAAAGCUACGUAAGUGGAGAUUCAUUUGUGGCUGUUAUGUCAAUUAAUCUUCAAAUGUUUUAUUUUUUUGGAGUGUAGACAUCAAAAUAAUCCUUGGAGUGUAGACAUCAAAAUAAUCCGAACAUAUUUUAUUUUUACAAAUUUAUUUAUUGAUGUAUCAUUCCAUUUUUAUAAAUGUUUUGUGAUUUUGUAGACU